UGGCGAGCUACGGUGGGUGAACAUGUUCCGUAUGCUUAGUCUGCGAAGUUUGUCCCAAAGCAAGAAUAAAUUUCUCGCUCAACAAAGCGGCACGGUCGGUGUCGAUGGCCGUGUGGUCGUGCGUUGCGAGCCGCGAAGAAAAGUGUCCCAUUUAUGUAACCGUGAGCUCGCCUCAGAGCUGCUCCUCAUUAACGACAAUGGCACGGUCAACAUAAAACGGGUCCACUCGACGACACCGUCGGCCGAAAUUUCGUUGGAGGGCAAGAAAACUAAACGGAAAAAAUCGGGCGGCAGCAAGUUCAUCGAACUGCUAGCCGUCAAAGAUGGUGAUACGAAGGAAACGAAGGCGACAGUGCAGAAGCUGAAGGCCAAAAAGCUGGCCAACUUCAUCCAUGAUCAAAUAGCUCUGGAACCUUUCCCGGGCCGUUCGGGCACAGCUGCUACACGCAAUUCGGUUCCUCCGGUGGACAUUUCCAGGUGGAACUUUGAGGAAACCCCUGUUAUCUACAUCGGGCCCAGCAUGAACGAGACGGAAAUUUCACCCGAAACCCUGUCCGAGAUACUGGAGAGUGUGAACGUGCUAAAGGAAAUCCACCAGCGUCGGGUAAUCCGCACGAAAUCCGUUCCCGUGCAGGAACUAGAGGAUCCGGUGAUCGAAGGCGAAGCGUUACUCGAACCAGAUUCGGUGACCCUUGCGGAUGAAACUGAACUAGCGUUCGACGUACCAGAGCUUUCGUUGAACAAACAGGGCAAAACGAAGCGUACCAAAGGAAAUCAACCAAAUCGGCCACAGAUGGAGGACGAACAGAAGAAGGCUGGCGGCAAGUUUGCCUCGAAGUACUACCAAACUUCCGAGCUGGAGAAUCUGGCACGCCAGCGCAGCUUUCAGAUGACGCUGCACGCGUAUCUGGACAUGUGCAUCACGACGGGGUUGGUGAACCGUGCGUACGCCACCACCCUGAACUACCGGCACAGACGCAAACGGCGCGAGUUUGAUGUUGCGACGUACAAUCAGCUCAUUCACGCGUACGCCGGAAAGGGAAACUUCAGUCGGGUACGAGAUCUGCUGCGCGUGCUGCGUGAAGAUAACAUUGCACCGUCAGCUCAGACGUACGCCGGAGUCUUUGAGUGUUUGGCGCGCCUCGAACGGAGCGAGGACGUGAUGCAUGAAGCGCAAGCUUAUCUGCAGGAAGCCAAAGCCAAUGGAUUCACGAUGGACGACAUUCUCGAUCGGAGUAAAUUUACGCACGAUCAGCGGGAUGUGAUCUUGAGUCUCUUCCGCUCCUUGUCGCCAUCAUUCGAGCCCGUCUAUCGACCGCCAAUCCUCACAUACAACAACCAUUUGGUCGAUGCACUCAACGAGCACGUGCUACCGAUUGGAGCACAUCCACCUGCCGACGGGUCAGUCCCAGGGGCUGAGAUAAUGAACCCGAAGGCCGGUUUCACUCGCGACGCACUGGAGCGGAUGAUGCAGCAACAGGUGGAGCUGGAGCUGGACGGCCAUCUGUCGGUGAAGAGUAUUGAAAAGUUUCCCGAACCAACGCAACUAGUGUUGCAGUAUCGUAAAGAAGUGGAUGAGUUGAAGAAAGUCUGGGCGAAACAGAUCACGAUGGCGUUCCACCGGGAUUUUAACACCCUGAAGGCGAUCACCGAUACGAAAGCUUCGCGUACGAUCAACCUCUUCCCAUACCUGAAAGCCCUAUCGGUGCCCCAGUUCACCGAGAUUCUGCUCGACGAGGUGCACAUGCUGCUCGAAGGGUCGGAUACGUUCAGUUUCGUCGUUUCGCAGCUAUACCGCGACCUGGGACGAAAGGUCGAAUCGCGUUACCACGUGGAGCAGAAGCGAAUGGCCGGUGUGGUGGACAAAACGUACGAGAUUUACGGUCGCUAUGCGACCACCCUGGCGACCGGGAACUCGAGCGACAAUCCACGUCAACUUUGGCAACGAUUGGUACAUGAAACACGCAACACCGGUCCCAGCAUGGACAUCGAGAGUGUGGCGUGGCCGAAGGCGGCCGUCAUCGGAGUGGGCAAGUUCCUGUACAAUAUCUUGAAGUGUGAUCUCAAGAUCAACGUAAAUGCGACCAGCCGCACCAACACGCGCAAGGUGAAGCUGGUGCCAGCCUUCUAUACGCUCUUUCGCUACGAGGCGAAGAUGGCCAAAGAGCAGAUAAAACCGCAUCCCGUACUGAUGAAGCUCUACCGCAAGUCGCAACCGAGCACACUCAAGUUCGACAUCAACCUGGUGCCGAUGCUGUGUCCUCCGCAGCCCUGGAGCACUCCGACGAACGGGGGCUACCUGUUGGCAAAGUCGGAACUGAUCCGUUUGCCCCAGCAAGCCCACCAGCAGACGGAACGUAUCGCUGAGGCCGAUCCACAGGAUCUCUACCCAACGCUCGAUGCCCUCAAUCAGCUGGCCAGCAUACCGUGGGUGGUCAAUGAACCCGUGCUCGAUGUCAUCAUCGACGUGUUCAAUGCCGGUGGCAAUGUGAAGCUGGACGUACCCGAGCCCCCGUCCGCAAUGCCACCGAUCCAGGAUGAGACGCCGAGGAGCGAGAUGAGUGGUUUCCAAAAGUACACGCUUCUCCGGAAUCGGCUCGUACACCAGCGGAAACAGGGCGAUAUGUACAGUCUGUGGUGUGACGCACUCUACCGUCUAUCGCUGGCGAGUCAUUACCGCGGGAAGGUGUUUUGGUUGCCGCAAAACAUAGACUUCCGCGGGCGAGUGUAUCCCAUACCGCCCCAUUUGAACCAUCUCGGACAUGAUCUCGCGCGCUGUUUGUUGGUGUUUCAUCAGAAAAAGCCCCUCGGACCGGAUGGGUUCCGAUGGUUGAAGCUACACUGCAUCAAUCUGACCGGGCUGAAGAAACGCGAGUCGAUCGACGAGCGGUUGCGGUACGCCGACGAGAUCAUGGACGAUAUUCUCGAUUCAGCCGAUCAUCCACUGACCGGGCGGAUGUGGUGGAGCAAGUCGGACGAACCGUGGCAAACGUUGUCCUGUUGUAUGGAAAUUGCCAAGGUGCACCGUUGUCCGGAUCCAGAGAUGUUCGAAAGUGGCUUCCCGAUUCAUCAGGAUGGUUCGUGCAAUGGCUUGCAACACUAUGCUGCCCUCGGUCGUGACACUCCCGGUGCGGUGAGUGUGAAUCUGGCGCCGGCUGCCGUACCGCAGGAUGUGUAUAGUGCGGUAGCCGCACUCGUGGAGGAGAACCGUAUCCGCGAUGUACGAAAUAACAUUAAAGUGGCCGCCAUUCUGGAGGGUUUCAUACGCCGAAAGGUUAUCAAGCAGACGGUCAUGACGACGGUGUAUGGAGUGACACGGUACGGUGCGCGCAAGCAGAUCGCUCGUCAGCUCGAGUACAUCGACGAUUUCCCAAAGGAUUGGGUUUGGCCUGCCUCUAGCUACCUUACCCAUAAGACGUUCGAUGCCCUUAGCGAAAUGUUUACCUCGGCCAAAGAGAUCCAGGACUGGUUCACCGAUUGUGCCCGACUCAUAUCGGCCGUUUGUGCGCAGAACGUCGAGUGGGUAACCCCACUAGGGUUACCGGUUGUUCAGCCAUACAAUCGUGCAGAUCGUCUAGCGGGGAGUACAAAAUCCACGGCACAACUUCCGGAACACUUUGCGAUAGAUUCGUUUGAAAAACCGAACAUCAUGAAGCAGAAGAAUGCGUUUCCACCGAACUUUGUCCACUCGCUAGACUCGAGCCACAUGAUGCUGACGUCGCUGCACUGCGAACGGGCCGGGCUCACGUUCAUCUCGGUGCAUGACUGUUACUGGACCCACGCAUGUACCGUGCCCACGAUGAAUACGAUCUGCCGUGAACAGUUCGUCGCUCUGCAUUCCGAACCGAUUCUGGAGGAUUUGUCCAAGUUUUUGGUACAAAAAUACAGCUACGACGAGAAUGAAAUAAGCAACGACGGUUCCGUGAUCGAUCUCACCAAGCGCAAGCUCAACCGCAUCCUGCAGCAGUGUCCCGACAAAGGAGACUUCGAUCUGCAGAAGGUGCUGGAAUCAGUGUACUUCUUUAGCUAGGCAUCGGUAGCUUCUGGGUAGUAGUUGCACCCCUGCGCCAACGGCACGUACGACGACGGAGUACGGUGUGUUGGUCUAGUCAGUGAAGGCGCCAUUGGAUCGAAUCAUCCACAGCACACGAGGUCUUCCCUCUAAUUACUGCCUGUCUGCUUAGCUCACGGAUCGUAAACCCGGAUGUACCACAAAUGCCUUGCACUGGAUUCCGUAACGGAACUGGAGUUUGUUUUCAAACUUGCAGUGAUGCACCGCCGGCGCAUCGCUGGCCCACUGUUUGACUAUUGUCAACGAACGGUCAUUACGAUUUUAAUUGGAUGUUUUUUGUCGAACGCAACGCGAUGGAAUAAAGUGAUAAACAAAAGGGAUGUGUUCC
Anopheles bellator is the source of this 4400-nucleotide messenger RNA. It is a transcript of the gene mtRNApol, whose product is annotated as DNA-directed RNA polymerase, mitochondrial. The record is from RefSeq and is a predicted model, not a curated record. Bases 23 to 4030 code for a protein of 1335 amino acids. Gene Ontology annotation, molecular function: protein binding; mitochondrial promoter sequence-specific DNA binding; DNA-directed RNA polymerase activity. NCBI's taxonomy places the organism in Eukaryota, Metazoa, Arthropoda, Insecta, Diptera, Culicidae. Gene Ontology annotation, biological process: mitochondrial transcription. The transcript has 7 exons. Gene Ontology annotation, cellular component: mitochondrial DNA-directed RNA polymerase complex.